UUGAUGGGAAAGGACGACCAGGCUCUGCGCGUCGCGUUGACCAUUGACCAGUCAAAAUUAUCCCUCCGUCGUGUUGCCUUGUCUGGCUUCGCUUGGCGCGAUUCUUCCUCUUCCCUCGCUCAUCUGCCCAGCCUGCCUGUCUUUUCCAUCGAUUCCUUCUCACUUCACCUAGCGGAGUGCACUGACUGACCCACUGGCCACCACCACCAGCAAGCAGCACGCGCGCGGCGCUCACCUCCCUCCCCUUCCCUGGUCGAGUGGCUAAUACUGGUGGUGGAUCCAUCCAUCCAUCCAUUCCAUUCACACUUGCACAGUACAGGGCGACAGAGGAGAGGAUACUAGCAAAAGGGGACAGGUCAGAGGUGGAGGAGGAGCCCGAUGAGGGGGGAAGCCAACGGAGGGGAGGAGCGGCGGCCGCGAGGUGAGGACCACGAGGACGACGACGAGGAGGAGGACCAGCAGCGACCGGGCGAGGGGGCGGCGCAGCAGAGGCAGCACAGCCAGAACCAGAGGACGCCGAGGCCUACCUCCGGGCCGCAGCAGCAGCCGGCGAUGAGGAACGUGGGGUACGUCGGCAAGCACCGCCUCUCCGCCGCCAUCGCCCGCCUUGACCAGGAGCUCCAGUCGCUCCAGGAUGAACUGAAUGAGCUUGAAACCAUGGAACCCGCAUCUGAAGCAUGCCAGGAGGUGAUCACAAGUACUGAAGGAAAACCUGACCCACUUCUUCCUAUCACCAGUGGUCCAGAGAACUCUUCUUGGGACAGAUGGUUUCAGCGGGUCCGCAGCUCCCGCAGCAACAAAUGGUGGGCAUCCAAAGGCUCUGAUUUCUCCUAGCUUCACCAAAGACGAGAUCAUCAGUCAGUUGUGUGUAGAUUAAAAACCACUUGAACAGUAUCAUCCAUUGGUGGCUUGGCAACGGGACAUGAAACGUUGAUUGCGGUGUGGUUCUCAGAAUACUGGAUAGUUUUUGGAGAAUUGUUGUGUAUGUAGUAAUCCCUAACAAGAACAUUGAUGUAUCCACAUCAGACCUGAUUGUUGUUAACAAAAUAGUCUGAAUCAUUUUCCAUAGCUUCUGGCAA
Molecule: messenger RNA, 1079 nt
Organism: Phragmites australis (common reed)
Lineage: Eukaryota; Viridiplantae; Streptophyta; Magnoliopsida; Poales; Poaceae
Product: guanine nucleotide-binding protein subunit gamma 2-like
Exons: 4
Coding region: 379-834 (151 amino acids)
Biological process (GO): G protein-coupled receptor signaling pathway
Source: RefSeq, a predicted model, not a curated record